UCUCACGCCAUGGCAUCCGACGGAUUUCGUUCGAUCAAUGUCGACAUCUGGGAGGAGGACGUUCUGCAGGAAUCAGACUUGGUAGAGGCGUACCACCUCGAUGGAGCAGAGGCGCAGCAAGAGGCAGAGGGAAUUAGCCAGCAGGUGCGAGGCCACUUGAACAAAGGCGACGCUCCGACCGCCCUGUCCUCGCUCCUCUCCUCCCCCCUCCCUUACGGUCCCUCCCCGACCCUCCAACCAGCAAAGGAAAGCAUCCUCUCCACCCUGCUCGUGCUGCUCAAUUCCGUCAAGUCAACAGAGAUUAGCGCGCUGCUCAAGAGCUUGGAUCUAGAUCAGAGGGAUACGCUCAUGAAGUGGAUCUACAAGGGGCUUGCGAGGCCCGAGUUGGGUGCGGGGGGCGUGCUGUUGGGAUGGCACGAGAAGCUCACGGAGAUCGCAGGAACAGGCUGCAUCGUCCGCGUAAUGACGGACCGUAGGCGGGUCUAGGCGUAUAGCGCGCGCUCGCACUGUACAUGCAAUUGAGAGAGAGGGUUUCGCAUUCUACGAUGAUAUCACGCGCCCAUCCACCAGCCUCCCGAGCCCAUCAAUCUCUGCUCCCAUCCCGCUCUGACCUCAUCACCUCCACAAUCACCCUCCAGUACAGCCCGCAAUGCCUCCUCGUCCUCCUCUACCGCCAUUGCGGCCGCAUUCUCUCCACUUGCUCCAUUAGCAGGUCCCAGCCCGGAGUGGAGCGUCUCCAUUGCUAGACUCAUCGUACUAUCGCGGACGGUGAGGUGGGUUGUCUCGCCAGUGAGGAGGUGGAUGGAGGAGGGAAAGGAAGUGGAGAGACGACGUCGCUUCUUGCCCCGAGGCUGCGAGACGCCAGUCAUUGUGUCCCUCUUCGAAAACUCCUCGCAAUCGCCGUGGCAACCGAGCGCUUCCUGCCACUCUGCCUCUUCUCCCUCUUCGUCUGUUUCGGCAUCCUCAGCGA
This is a messenger RNA of Jaminaea rosea, 970 nucleotides long. RefSeq names its product arp2/3 complex. The record is from RefSeq and is a predicted model, not a curated record. Gene Ontology annotation, biological process: Arp2/3 complex-mediated actin nucleation; regulation of actin filament polymerization. Gene Ontology annotation, molecular function: actin filament binding. The coding region runs from base 10 to 486 and encodes 158 amino acids. Gene Ontology annotation, cellular component: cytoplasm; actin cytoskeleton; Arp2/3 protein complex. Lineage: Eukaryota; Fungi; Basidiomycota; Exobasidiomycetes; Microstromatales. The transcript has 3 exons.